Trichoplusia ni (cabbage looper) is the source of this 1821-nucleotide messenger RNA. RefSeq lists its product as uncharacterized. Lineage: Eukaryota; Metazoa; Arthropoda; Insecta; Lepidoptera; Noctuidae. Bases 721 to 1668 code for a protein of 315 amino acids. The transcript has a single exon. The record is from RefSeq and is a predicted model, not a curated record.
CGAGUCCUAAAGUAAUUAAAGUGUCCUUCAAUAUUCAUCUAAGUUUUAUUUCUUUGUUUUUUUUAAAAACCGAAAUUCGGGAAUCCUCAUAACAAUUUGGUGGCAGCGGUGGGAUACCGAUGGUGAAGGUAUCCCUGGGACGUCUCCUUCUGGACUCGUAUUCUAAACUAUUUUAAAGCAUAAAAGUGUCGAAGUGCCAAAAUUAACUCGAACUCAAAUAAAAUAAUAAUAAUUCAAUAUUCAUAUCUAUUUUCGGACAUCCUAAAAUCUGAAUAACUUUUCCCGUGGGUAUUGUGAUUGUGUUCCUGUUUCGUGCCUGAUUCCUGAGAGGGAAAGCCUCUUCAACUUCAACAGACCAAAGAAAUGGUCAUGUUCCAGUACAUUUUCUACGUGUUCCUGUAAGUCUUGAAAACAUUAUAUUUCCCAGCGAAAGUGCAACUCAUCUCUAACAAUUCGAAAACAAGUGCGUGAAAGUGCGUAAACCCAGUGAACUAAACAUAAAGGUUUAUUUUCUUGUGCGCGUUACUAAUUCUAAUUUAUUUUUUGUUUGCAAACUUUAUAUUCUAAAUGUCUCACUGUUAUUGUUAACCAUUACUCGGAAUUAUCACUAUCAAGACAUUCGAUACCGCACUCGCUCUUAUCUAAACCUCACAUUACAGUUGCCGCCUAUUACACCGAACUACAUCUUUAGUGGACGCGUUAUAAAAUUUGUUUAAUAAAAUGUCUCUUAAACUAGAAAAAAAUGAAAAUAUUCAAAUUGGAACUCUAUUUAAAUUUAUAAAAACAUUCGAUGGCACACGUGAAAAAUUGAAUUCAUUUCUAACUAAUUGUGACAACGCAAUUGAUUUAGCUUCUGAUACCCAAAAACCAAUAUUAUUUAAAUAUAUAUUAUCACAAUUAGAAGGCAAAGCCGAAGUAGCUUGCUCCAUUAAAGAAUUCGACUCUUGGGACCAAUUAAAUAGUUUCCUUAAGACACAGUUCGGUGAAAGAAAACACUAUGCCCAUCUUAUGACUGAAUUACGGGAAUGCCAACAACUAAAUGAACCGGUUAACCAAUUCGCAUUACGCCUCGAAACUUGCCUUUCGAAGCUCUUAACAGAAGUAACAUUAUCCAAUAAAAAGAAAAGCGAAUUAGUUGGUCGUAUAGCGGCUAUGGAAGACUUAGCACUCCACACGUUUUUAAUUGGCCUUAAGCCCGAAAUUUCUAAUCUAGUCCGCAGUAGAAACCCAUCCACUCUCAACGAUGCAAUCAAUUUUGCCGUCUCAGAGGAGAAGAUCCUAAAUUCGUAUAAUAAGCGUAAUCCUCAAAGUUCAACAUUACAUCGUAUUGCAUUUAAACCACAAUAUCCUUCUCGUCCUUCAAACCAUGAUGUCAAUUCUAAGCCGCAAAUGGCUAAACAAUAUGACCGAGAUAAUAAAAAUCUAUUCUGUAGGUAUUGUAAAAAUCAAGGUCAUACCAUUGAAACAUGUAGAAAACGCGAGUACAACAAUAAUCGGUUCAAGGCUAAUCCAUCUCCCAAAUAUCAAAAGCAACCUUAUCAGGAGAACUAUAAACCUGCUCGCGUUAAUUGUGUAACCAGUGAAGAUGACUAUUAUAAUCCGGAACCACAACCAUCCACGAGCACAAAUGAUACCCAAUAUGACGAAACCCACGAUUUAAACGAAUAGUGGGCUCACGGAGGUGCCUCGUGAGGCCCAAAAUACGACCUCUCACAAAAUCCUUCCAUGUCAACGGCACCAAUUUACCUAAAUCCAAGGACCACACGGGUAACCAGCCCCAAGCAAGUGUCCAUUCUACUAAAUCCAAGGACCACACGGGUA